Messenger RNA from Pundamilia nyererei, 1470 nucleotides. Its product is annotated as histone H1-like. Lineage: Eukaryota; Metazoa; Chordata; Actinopteri; Cichliformes; Cichlidae. Gene Ontology annotation, molecular function: DNA binding; structural constituent of chromatin. Gene Ontology annotation, biological process: nucleosome assembly. The transcript has a single exon. The record is from RefSeq and is a predicted model, not a curated record. Gene Ontology annotation, cellular component: nucleosome. The coding region runs from base 161 to 757 and encodes 198 amino acids.
UUGAGCUCCGAAACGCGGCGAAGAAAACACAAGAAGAGCCGCGAUUGUAGCGGCAGCAGAGCGGAGGGCUGGCUUCACUCUCCAUGGUUCUCAUGUGCUUGAUAAGUCCCGCCUCCCGCGCGAAGCUCCGACAUGCUCAGUACGAAGCUCACGCGCAGACAUGGCAGAAGAAGCUCCCGCAGCUGCACCGGCGAAAGCCCCGGCCAAGGCUCCCAAGAAGAAGUCCGCUCCCCGGGCUAAGAAGGACGGACCCAGCCUCCCUAAGCUCAUCGUCGCCUCGGUGACAGAGUCGAAGGAGCGCAAGGGGACGUCGCUGGCGGCCAUAAAGAAAUACCUGACCGCCAAAAAUGUGGACGUACCCAAGGCCAACAAACGUAUCAACACCGCCGUCGCCAAGCUGGUGGAGAAAGGCAUUCUCAGUCAGGUGAAGGGCACCGGGGCUUCCGGCUCCUUCAAGCUUGCUAAGAAAGAACCGAAAGUCGCGAAACCAGCGAAGAAGAAGGCUGCCAAGCCCGCGAAAAAGGCUCCCGCCAAAGCCAAGAAGCCCGCGGUGAAGAAAGUGGCCACCCCGAAGAAAUCUCCGGCCAAGAAGGCUGCGAAGAAAGUGGUGAAGAAGAGCCCCAAGAAGGCUGCUCCCAAGAAGCCCAAGGCGGCAGCUAAGAAGCCCAAGUCCCCCGCUAAGAAGGCCGCUCCGAAAAAGCCCAAAGCCGCCAAGAAGCCCGCAAAGAAAACUGCGCCAAAGAAGGCCAAGAAGUAAAAGCUGCUCCCGCACAGAGUGCAUCAAAGGCUCUUUUCAGAGCCACCACUGCCUCCGCUACGAGCUCCUCGUUCUGUCUGUCUGUCUGUGCCGGGGACACACAGGCUGCACACUCAGCUUUACGCUUCAUGCUCACCUGUGCCUCCACAUGCAGAGUAAAUUAUGGAGACUGAGCUGCUUCAGGUAGUAAAUACUGGUCUCCCAGUUAAGCUCACUGAAGGGGGAAAUGCAUGUUGAAUUGUCAGAACAUUAGAAACAUGAGUUUGAGUCUUAUGAAUACAAUCUGAUAAUUAGCUAGGCAGUGAUUCAAUGAAACUUUGAAACCUGAAUUAUUUCCCAGUCAGUGCUGCAAAUAUUUCCAGUUUAUUCUGGUGCUGAUGACAGGAGCUGAAGCUGUGGAUGACGGUUUUCUUGGUUUACUAGUUUAUUACCUGCUGUUGUUUACAGUUAAAUUUGAGUUAGCCCCCCAUCUCAAAGACCUCUGUAGACUUCACAUCUAUAAGCACUGUGCAGUAACCCACACUCUACAUUAUGUAACACUAAUGUAUUUUUAUUUUUCCCGGUUUGUUCGCACAUCGUAUCUUUUUGAAUAGUGUUCAUAUGUGUAAAGUGCUGCUGAAGCUGUGCACCCCGCAUGUGUGCAGUAGUAGGCGGCGCCGUCUCACUGUACAUCUGAAUAACAAUAAAGAAGUUCUGCUCUGUCUCGCGCUUCA